CCCCUUAAAAGGUAAAGAUACAGCAGGUAUCGUAAACACUCAUCCAAAUGUAAGUUUCAGUUAAUUUAAAGCAAGACAAAAGUAACUAUUUUAAUACAAUUUGUUUGGGAGCCGUUGGCAACCAAAUGGCAACUGAUUGUGCACGUGUGGCAAAAAGAACGGGCCUCGCGCGCACGCAUAUGCACGAGAGAGAGAGAGAGAGAGAGAGAGAGAGAGAGAGCUAUCCUACACAAUGGCGGAAAAUUAAAGGUAUGUCUGCGAAAAGCUUUGGUUCCUUAUCCGGGGACUGCUUCUCCCGCUACCAUUGGGCCGGCACGUCACGUGGUCAAAGUAACUUUACAGGGUUGCUCGCUAGUAGGAGGGCUUUAUGGAGCAGAAAAACGCCAAAGCUAGAAAAAUUAUUUCCCACUCCAGAAAUUAAUGAUCAUGAGCUCGUAUUUGAUGGACUCUAACUACAUCGAUCCGAAAUUUCCUCCUUGCGAGGAAUAUUCGCAAAAUAACUACAUCCCAGAGCACAGUCCCGAAUAUUACGGCCGCGCCAGGGACGCCAGCUACCAGCAUCACCACCAAGAGUUGUACCCACCGCGGGCAAACUACCAGGAGCGCCAGUACAACUGCGCCAGCAUCCCUGAGCCCGAUGCCCAGAGAGGACAUGGACUACCUCAUUCGGGCCACCUGCUCGGGAAAGGGCAGCCUGUCUCAUGUGAGCUCCCCCAGUUGCCCAUGUCCCCGGCCACUCCACCGGCAGCCUCCUCAGCCUGCAAUCAAGCCACUCCGGAACAUCCUAACAGCACAGCCUCGGCCAAGCAGCCAGUUGUUUACCCAUGGAUGAAGAAAAUUCACGUCAGCACCGUGAACUCUAAUUACAAUGGAGGGGAGCCCAAGCGGUCUAGAACUGCUUACACCCGUCAGCAAGUGUUAGAACUGGAGAAGGAAUUCCACUAUAAUCGCUACUUAACACGACGAAGACGUAUCGAGAUCGCUCAUUCCCUGGUUCUCUCCGAGAGGCAGAUCAAAAUUUGGUUUCAGAACCGCCGGAUGAAGUGGAAAAAAGAUCACAGGCUACCAAACACCAAAGUCAGAUCCUCUUCCUCCGGCAUGUCCUCCGGCUCCAACACAGGCUCGUCGGCAAGCGUUGUAGCGGCCGCCUCGACCAGUAACACCAUGGCAGCCAACGAUGAGCUCUCCGGAUCCGAGCGAGAGGAUAUUACGAGGUUAUGAGAGAACUAUUCCUCGGAGAGAAGGAAGGGAACAGCUCAAAAUGACUGAUUUAU
Hemibagrus wyckioides is the source of this 1274-nucleotide messenger RNA. It is a transcript of the gene hoxc4a, whose product is annotated as homeobox C4a. Gene Ontology annotation, cellular component: nucleus. NCBI's taxonomy places the organism in Eukaryota, Metazoa, Chordata, Actinopteri, Siluriformes, Bagridae. The transcript has 2 exons. The record is from RefSeq and is a predicted model, not a curated record. Gene Ontology annotation, molecular function: RNA polymerase II cis-regulatory region sequence-specific DNA binding; DNA-binding transcription factor activity, RNA polymerase II-specific. The coding region runs from base 421 to 1221 and encodes 266 amino acids. Gene Ontology annotation, biological process: embryonic skeletal system morphogenesis; regulation of transcription by RNA polymerase II; anterior/posterior pattern specification.